CAUACAGACUCUCGCAGGUCUAAGGUGGACGACGAGUGUGCGAGAAGAGAGGGAGCGAUGACGUCCGAGUUGGCGUCUCAGUUAGAGAGGGCCAAGCAGCUCGCGGCGAGUUUCAGGCCUGGGGAGAUGGUGUCGCUGCUGAGGUCGAUUAUAUAUAGUCAAGAGGAGGCCGACUCAGAGGCGGUGUGCAAGACGAAGGAGAAGGCGAUAUACUACCUCGGGAAGUACUUCGUCCAGUUAGGAGAGGCGCACGAGUUGGCGGGUCUGUUGAGGUCUCUCAGGGGGUUUUUAUCUGUUAUUCCGAGAGCCAAGACGGCGAAGAUAGUGCGUCACCUGAUCGAUUUGGAGUCCGAGAUUCCGAACAACGUUGGUUUGGUGAUAGAGCUGUGCAACGAACACAUUGCUUGGGCGAACGAGGAGAACCGGGUUUUUUUAAGGCAGCGCCUCGAGUUCAAGUUGUCGCAGUCCUAUUACAAGAUCAAGGAGUACCAAUUGGCGCUGGACAUAAUAUCUAAAUUGAUCAAGGAGGUGAAGCAUUUGGACGACAAGCCUCUUUUGGUUGAGACCCAUUUGUUGGAGAGCAAAAUUUAUCAUGGAUUACUGAACUUGACCAAAGCGAGGGCGUCUCUGACGUUUGCCAGGACGUCUGCCAACGCUAUCUAUUGUUCUCCUAGCUUGCAGGCCAACUUAGACUCUCUCAGCGGAGCGUUGCAUUGUGAAGAGAAGGAUUACAAGACUGCUUAUUCCUAUUUUUUCGAGGCGUUCGAAAAUUACGAUCACUGCAUCAAGGACCGCACGUCAGAACCGGUUAACAUUCGGACCUCUUCGAACCUGUCUGAUUUUGACCUCAAUAAUGGGAAAAUGAGCUUUCAGGACAAGGAAAACAUGCGGCUCAGCACGAACUGCCUCAAGUAUAUGUUGCUUUGUAAAAUUAUGUCAAACGUCAAAGAAGAUAUUCACGCUCUGAUCAACGGCAAGCUGGCACUGAGAUACGCUGCUCCGGAGCUCAGCGCCAUGCGCGAUGUCACCACCGCCUAUCUCAACUCGUCGCUGAAGGACUUCAACCUCGCGAUCAACAAGCACAAAGCCGAAAUCGAAGAAGACUGUCUUUUGAAGCGGAACUUGACGAAUUUGUACGACACAUUGUUGGAGCAAAACCUGCUCCGAAUCAUAGAGCCCUUCUCUCAGGUACAGCUCAGCUACAUUGCCUCCUUGAUCGAACUUCAAGAGCCGCUCUUAGAGAAAAAGCUCUCUCAAAUGAUAUUGGACAAAAAGCUGGCGGGCAUCCUGAACCAAGGAUCCAAUUGCCUGAUCAUUUUCGAUGAACCUCCACCUGACACGACAUUCAAGAGCUCUUUGGAAACGAUAUCGGAGAUGAGCAAAAUUGUCGAUAUCUUACACAACAAGGCAUUGAGUCUGUGCUAAAAAU
This is a messenger RNA of Schistocerca gregaria, 1429 nucleotides long. RefSeq names its product 26S proteasome non-ATPase regulatory subunit 11-like. Gene Ontology annotation, cellular component: proteasome regulatory particle, lid subcomplex. Gene Ontology annotation, molecular function: structural molecule activity; protein binding. Gene Ontology annotation, biological process: ubiquitin-dependent protein catabolic process. The coding region runs from base 58 to 1425 and encodes 455 amino acids. NCBI's taxonomy places the organism in Eukaryota, Metazoa, Arthropoda, Insecta, Orthoptera, Acrididae. The record is from RefSeq and is a predicted model, not a curated record. The transcript is spliced from 4 exons.